CCCACGAUUCUCUUUCACGCAAUCCGCCACUUCCAAUAAAAUAUAAAACGCCAUAUUUCAAUAAUUACGUUCAUGAAAUUAUUAUAUUUUUCGUGAGCCCGAUCUUGAAAAUCGUGUCAAAUCCCUCCAACACCUUUACUUUUGACAGAGAACACUGUGAGAAAGAAAAAGAAAAAGAAAAAGAAAAAGAGGGAAAAAGGUGUUUUCAACUUUCUUUUAUAAUCUUCUGAAUCUCCUUUUUGGAUCAAAUCCACACUUGCACUAUUUCCCAAGGAAAAAUAAUCAUUCAUCUCCUUUCUUUUUCACCUCACAUUAGCCUUACUUUAACCAAAGCUAAAGGGACUUUUAAAUGAAAGUAUUUGAUGGAAGUUUAAUGAGGAAAGAAUCAAGCUUUUCCAUGCAUUCAUUGAGCUUUCUCAUCAUUACAUUAUCAUUAUACUUUCAUGGCUGCUUUGCCGCUUUACUUUCCGAACCGGCGGAGCCAUUAAAACCCGGUGAUUAUCCCGGCAGUGGUAAUACAGUGCCUGCUUUUCCUGUCCAGAAUGAGUCCCAGACAUGCCGGCUUGACCUGUCAGCUGAGUUGUUCGGCGGCGUGAGUGCGGCUUGCGGAAGAAACCUCGACCGUAGCCGUUGCUGCCCAGUGCUGGCGGCGUGGCUUUUCGCAGCCCACGCCAGGUCGGCUCUGCAGCUUCCAUCUGCUGCUCCUCCGGCGAGUUCCGACAUGCCGAUGAUGCCGGACGAUUCACAGAAGUGCGUCAACUCACUGCAAAAUUCAUUGCAGAGCCGAAAUAUUCACAUCCCUCAGCCAAAUGCAUCGUGCGACGCCGUGUUGUGCUUCUGUGGAAUCCGGCUCCACCAGAUCACCUCUUUGAGCUGCCCCGCCGCGUUUAAUAUCACCGGGAAUUACAGAAAUGUUACUCCCACUGCUGCUAUUAGGAAUUUGGAACAUAAUUGCAAAAAUUCUUCUUAUGCUGGCUGUACUAAAUGCCUUGGUGCUCUUCAGAAGGUCAGCGAAACUAGAAAAUGUGUCAUUUUGGUCCCAAGAAAAGCUUUUUUUUUUUUUUUUU
This is a messenger RNA of Olea europaea var. sylvestris, 1067 nucleotides long. RefSeq lists its product as uncharacterized. NCBI's taxonomy places the organism in Eukaryota, Viridiplantae, Streptophyta, Magnoliopsida, Lamiales, Oleaceae. The record is from RefSeq and is a predicted model, not a curated record. The annotation marks the transcript as partial. The transcript has a single exon.